UUAACACGGGACAAAAGAUUUGGCCGUUAUCACUGAUUUUCCGUAAUAGAUAUCCGUAAUUGUUAUUGGCUGUAAGUUGUUGUAGUUGUUGUACUUCACCGUUGAUAACAUUGCUGCUGUUGUAUAAUAUUUUGUAUGUCGUCCUCGACGGCCCGUUCGCGCAUGCCGGUCCGCCGUGGUUGUGCCAUUUUAUCUAUUAUCAUUAUGUGGUCGCGCGUGCUCGUUACUGUUAUCAUAGCGCGUGAUUAACAUUUAUUUUCCUCAUUUUUAUUAUCAUUCUAAACGAGGUUUUGAAUUUUGAAUCUAAGUUAGUGAAUUCUUUUUUUUUACAACCAACAGAGUUGGGUGUACUCACGCAUAGUCUAUUUCUAUUGGAAUCGAAGCGAGUUGAACAAACGGUUCGCCAGAGGAUUCGACACAACCGCACGGUCCUGAAACAUUCAACAUAGAAAUCACAAUCAACUAAUACACUAUGUCAAUUAAGGAUGUUCGUUUUGGUUUCAAUUUUCUAACGGACACAAAUAUCAAGGCAUGUAUGGAUUCUGUUAGAGACUUGGAACUAACUUUUGCUUGUUUACCAUUGACAAGUCUUAAGUUAAAAUCUAGUUCUAAAGUAUUGGAUCCAUCAAAUACUGUUAUGAAUCCUGAGUUUUGUCGAAAGUGGUGUCAUUGUGUUGUUGCAAAAAUUUCUCAACCUAAUGUUGAUUCAGAAAUCGAAAGUACUAGAUCAGAAAAUCAAAAAUCUUUUGCACAAGACAUUUCAUGGGCAACAUUUUUAAACGUAUAUAGCAUAAUGUUUGAGUUACCAUUACACGGAGAUGUUGUAAAUUUGGUUAGAUUGCUAGACAAUCAAAUUGAUAUUUAUAUAAAUUCUGCUGUAUUAAUACAGUUUUGGGCAUUAGUACCAAUAGUCGAUGUAAAAAUAGAUCCAUGGAAAAAAUGGACUAAAUUCAUUUCAUCUAUAAGAAAUGUAAAUAGAAUAAAAGUAGCCUUGGAAAUCGGGACUGAGUUACCUAGCAAUGAAGAACUUGAUCGUUGGUUAGGAGAACCAGUUGCAGCUUUAAUAAUUCAGUCUAAAACCUUUUUAAUAAAUAAAAAAGGUUACCCAGUGUUACCUAAGUCUCAUCAAGAAUUUAUUAAAAAAAUGUUCAACAUAGGUUGUCAAAUUGUAAUAUCUGGACAGUUAGGUGUUAAACAACAGUUUAAUUACUUAGCUCAUCUAUACCAAAAUACUACAUCAUUAACCCCUUAUAGUUCUGAUUAUAUUAGUGGAUUUGAAGAUUACCUUCAGACACCAUUACAACCAUUAAAGCAUAAUUUACAAUCGUAUGUUUAUGAGACAUUUGAACAAGAUCCUAUCAAGUAUUAUGAGUAUCAAAGAGCAAUAUCAAAAGCUUUAAUUGAUAAGUAUGAAGAUAGAGUUAUUGUUGUUUAUGUUGUUGGUGCUGGUCGUGGUCCAUUAGUAGAUGCUACGUUCGAAGCAGCUAAGGAAUCAAAUAUUAAAGUUAAAAUAAGUGCCAUUGAAAAAAAUGAAAAUGCUUUACCAUCAUUGUAUUUAAAAAAUAAAGAAAAAUGGGAAAAUCGUGUAACUAUUAUUAAUGAGGAUAUGCGGUUAUGGAAUCCGUCAGAAAAAUGUGAUAUUCUAGUGUCAGAACUAUUGGGAUCUUUUGGAGAUAAUGAAUUAUCUCCAGAAUGUUUAGAUGGGGCUCAAAGUUAUUUAAAAGAAGAUGGUAUUAGUAUACCUUCAAGCUAUACUUCUUAUCUUGGUCCAAUACAAUCACGUAAAUUGCAUGCCGAAAUAUCAUCCAUUAGGAAUAAUAAAGAUAAUUGUAACUUUCAAAAACCUUAUGUAGUACAAUUAAAUAAUGUCUAUUCUAUAGCUCCAGCAAAAGCACUUUUUACAUUUGUUCACCCUAAAAAAAAUCUAGAAGAGAGUAAUGACAGAAAUGGGUUUUUGAAAUUCAAUAUUUCCCAGGAUUGUGUUUUGCACGGAUUUGCUGGUUAUUUCGAAACUGUGCUUUACAAAGAUGUAUGUCUCAGUAUUGUUCCUGAAUCAUUUAGUGAAGGCAUGUUUAGUUGGUUUCCUGCUUUCUUUCCUCUUGUAAAACCAAUAUUUCUCAAUAAAGGAGAAGAACUUCAAAUCAAUUUUUGGCGGUCCAGUAACAAGUACCAAGUGUGGUAUGAAUGGUGUAUGACAAAACCAUAUCAGAGUAUUAUACAUAAUAUAAAAGGAGAAAUGUAUUUUAUGUCACUUUAACUCAUUUUGCUAGUUACCAAUUUUCAAUGUGUUUAUUUUGUAAUUAUUGAAAUA
Melanaphis sacchari is the source of this 2311-nucleotide messenger RNA. RefSeq names its product protein arginine N-methyltransferase 5-like. Lineage: Eukaryota; Metazoa; Arthropoda; Insecta; Hemiptera; Aphididae. The record is from RefSeq and is a predicted model, not a curated record. Gene Ontology annotation, biological process: regulation of DNA-templated transcription; peptidyl-arginine N-methylation. Gene Ontology annotation, cellular component: nucleus; cytosol.